AUGAUUCUCUAUAAUUGUUUGUUAUUAUUUGCAACCCUUAUUGUAUUCAGUGUUGCAUUAUGGCGUCCUAAGGUGCCUUGCAGUUUCGUGCCAUGUCAUGUCGUCGUGCUGUGGUAUAAUGUGUUGUGUCAUGCCAUUAGUUUCCGUGUGAGCUUGAGUCUUCGUGAAGUGUCUUGUAGUGCUGCGUCGUGUGUCGUCUUGUUUCUGUGCCAUGACGUGCUGUGUCGUGCCGUUUGUUGCUGUGUCGUGUAACAAGUAUUAUCACUCAUAAUUGCUCCCAUACCGUUUCCACAUUUUUGCCAACUAGGAUUUUUGCAAACCUCAGUGCCCGGAAGAAAAGAUUUGUUUCGCUGAUGGAGAAGGUCACUCCUGUUUUUGUUCGAAUCCUAAAUUCCAAGGGGAAAGAUGCGAUGAAGGUACAUGCGGUAUGAUAAAAGCUUUAGAACGCAAGCCUCGAGCUCAGAGUCUAUUUUGCCCCUCAAAGGCUUACAGAAGACGUAUAAUAAUAAAAUAAUAUCUUGUUGAUAAAUCGUAACAUUAGAAUAAGUUUGGCUCACCACAGGAAUAUCUAGGGAUAUGUAGUGAUUCAGUUUUAGCAAGAGAUUAGUUUAUAUUUUCUUGUUCAUUAUUGUGUGGCUAACAUUUCAUUCUCAAAACCAAUGUAGAUGUGGAUGAAUGCUUACAGGGGCGACACGACUGUCAUGUGAGUGCUACAUGUCAAAACACCUUUGGUAGUUUCACCUGCAUUUGCCCUUCGGACAAGGUGUCAGAUGGGAAAGCAUGUCACGGUAGGAAAAAACACGGCCUCAUAACUAAAUGUCUGUUCCGUGUAUCGCGCGCAUGCUCAUGUCCGCGCCUUCCCUUGGAAAGAAGCACUCCCUAUCCCACAAGGCCAUUUUUCAUUACACUGAUUCAAGGAUACUGGCUUCAGGAAAUGCAGUCGAGUAGUUGCUAUUCCAUUUGCUUUUCAUUUUCUCUUCUUUCUCCAAGCUAACUCCUCCUCGAUUCAAAAUAUUCGGUGUGUAGCCAGGCAUAUUAAAAAACUAAAAGACAAGAUCGAGAAAAAGGCUUCAAGAGGAGUCGUGUACAAGAUCAAAUGUAAAGAUUAUGAUUGUGUUUACGUUAGUCAGACAUCACGCGCCCUAAAAACACGCGUGAAAGAACACACAAAGGCCAUAGCAACAUUGAAUGAAAACUCUUCGUUGGCCAAACAGCAAGUGCUUCACAGGCACCAAAUAGAUUCGGAGAGUGUUGAAAUUGUUGACAGGUCAUCUGCGUGGCGACAAAGACUAAUUCUUGAAGCUUGGUAUUCCAUGCGAGAUAGAAACGCUCUAAACGAACGCAGUACGCUACCAAACAUAAACAAUAACAUCAAGAAUUUUUAGAGCCAUUAAAAUACUCUAGAGACUAUCGUUACACGUUAAAAAUUCCUUCGAGAUUUAGUUUUAUCACACAUCGUGGACAUAUACCAAGCAGGACGCCGUUAUACAUUUACAAUUUUAUCUUUGUUGAAGAAGGCAACAGUAGUAGCCGAAACUUCCAGAACUAUAUUUUUCAGCCAGUGUCAACCUCUUUUUUAUUCUUUUCACCAAAAUUUCCCCCUCAAUUACGACGAAUACUUAUCGUCCUAUUUCAAAACAACAAAGCUUUGAAUAGUUUAGUUUUAUAGUUGUGUUUCUCUUUUGUAGGCUUUCCUUUCCAUUGGACAUUCAAUGGUUCAGACAGAUUGCUCACGUAAGUGUGGUUGCUUUUAUUGGAAAAUAUUUUGUAUUCCUUCUUUUACCGGUGCCUGAGAGCUUAAAGGCGAUGUUACACGCACCACCUUGCCAUAAUGAUGUUUCGCGCCACCCUAUUAUGUGUAACAUGCAAACAUUUUGACUCGAGGACACUUUAGUUUGUAUUCGACUUGCGUUCGGAACCUUAAACUCGUCCACCGCCACCCUUGGGUACAUAGGCAGGUCGCACCCAAAUUGAGUAAUGAGGAAACGCUGAAAGUCGAAGUUGCGCUAGAGAUCGUCCCACCCAACUUAAAUAUCGUCAAGCUCAAUUUGACCGCUGUUGCGUCACAUGCCACUCAAAGGUGACGCGCUGUUGUUGUGCAAAAAUGGUCGCUACUAGUCCUCACAAGAAGUACCUCCUUGAAACAAUCCCCAUUAAAACCCAAUGAUUUCGGAAUCAAGAGGUAUGCACAGAUUUUCUUUUCAUUUUGCCAUAUUCUAUCUAGUCUAAAAGGAGCAGCGAGAUUUACAGAACAAGAUGGCCGAACUGUGCUGUAUCUUGACGGCACACCGGGCACAUUUGCUGAGACACCAGCGUUACCUAUCCAGCAGACUAACUUAAGUAUUACCGUCUGGAUCAAAAGAUCUCCGUCUCCAACUAGCCGCCAAAUGAUCUACGGUGAUUGGUCAAGCCCUCAUCAGUUCCGGUUUGACGUUAUGACAGAUGCCCGUUUAUGUGUUGAUGUACGGCGUGAUUCUUCUGUUGUAACUGGUCUCCUCAACUUCUGCACCCCCUUCAGGUAUGGUCUUUUAUGAUAAGAGGAGAGUAAAGUAGGGCGGGCAGGGCUUUAAUUUCGUAUUUUCACUGGUCACUUAAAUUAAAAUCACUUAACCCCAUAUCACGCAAUAACCUCUUUACCCCCUCUUAUAACGCCUGAAACUGUACACAACCGAACACGUAGCUACAUAGCAAAUAUCAGUGCCGUCGUACAUUACCAUAUGAAAUUUUCUACAUGCUAAAACCUGUCAUUGUUUGAUAACAUUUGUUUUUUUUCAUUUUGCAUUUUUAUUCAGUGCUACUGUCCCUGUAAAUGUAUGGAGUCACGUUGCAUUCACGUGGAGUCGAGUUCAGCAUACUGGUAGCCUAUACAUCAACGGAGACCAUUUGGAGAGUAAAAUUGCAAAUAUCGCCGUCGAAACAAAAGUGGAUCUUAAGAAUUCAGGGCACACUGUUUACGACAUUGGCUUGAAAAGAGAUAGUGGAGAAACAACCGACGCGUUUCUUAGCGACCUCAUGGUGUUUGACCGUGUGCUCUCAAAUGACGAAAUCGAAAAGGAGUUAUUUAUGAAUCAUCCGCUCCACAGUCUUACUUAAUGUGUUUGCUACAUUCUAUUACGAAAAAUGUUGACACCUAAGAAGCAUGGGACCCAACAGUUCUAUGGGAAAAUGUUCGCACAGUCACGUUAUCAGUGCUUUACUUUGCCAAUAUUCAUAGAAGAUGUUCGUUUAUAAUGAUUACUUUCUUCGGAAAAGCGUGGAUGGUUUUAAUUCUUUCAUUGUUCAUUGCUAAUGCUUUUAAUGUGUCGACGCUUAUUUGAUCGUGUGUAUACAAAUAAUUUAAUUACAUAACAUGCAC
This is a messenger RNA of Pocillopora meandrina, 3355 nucleotides long. The record is from the annotation of a GenBank genome assembly. Lineage: Eukaryota; Metazoa; Cnidaria; Anthozoa; Scleractinia; Pocilloporidae.